CCCCCAGAGCGCCCCCCGCGCGCCGCCCCGCGCAGGCGCGCGGCGGGUUUUUCGGGCUGCCAUCUUGGCUUCCCUUCAGCUGGCGCCCGCGACGAAGACGACGACGACGCUGCUGCCGCCGCCGCCGCCACCAAAGCAACCCCCUUCCCUCACCCACCCCCGGAGGUGCCCGCCGCGCUCAGGCCGGGCCGCGGGGCGGAAGGGCCGGGGGAACUCAUGGUGGCUCCCGCGGAGGACUGGCAGGGAGGCUGAGCUCCAGUGGGAGCAGAACGAAAGAGAAACAAUGCCUGUUGUGUGGCCAACCCUUCUGGAUCUCAGCCGAGAUGAAUGCAAAAGGAUCCUUCGCAAACUGGAAUUGGAGGCAUAUGCAGGCGUUAUCAGUGCUUUGCGUGCCCAGGGGGAUCUUACGAAGGAGAAGAAAGAUCUUCUUGGGGAACUCUCCAAAGUGCUUAGUAUUUCAACGGAAAGGCAUCGGGCUGAAGUUCGGAGGGCGGUCAAUGAUGAACGGUUGACAACAAUAGCACAUAACAUGUCAGGGCCCAACAGUUCUUCGGAAUGGUCCGUCGAAGGUCGGCGGCUGGUGCCUCUCAUGCCGCGGCUGGUUCCCCAGACAGCUUUUACCGUCACGGCAAAUGCCGUUGCCAGCGCCGCUCUCCAGCACAAUGCCUCCCUCCCUUCCCCGGCUGAAACGGGAAGCAAAGAAGGUGAGGUGGUGGUUUGCUAUUCCUACACGAAUACCACCUCGACCCCAACGUCCACCCCGGUUCCAAGCGGCAGCGUCGCCACCGUGAAGUCCCCCCGACCCGCCAGUCCCGCUUCCAAUGUCGUCGUCCUGCCAAGCGGAAGUGCGGUUUAUGUCAAAAGUGUGAGCUGCUCCGAUGACGACGAGAAGCCCCGCAAAAGGCGGAGGACCAACUCCUCGAGCUCCUCCCCGGUCCUCCUGAAGGAGGUUCCAAAGGCCGCCACGCCUGUCACGAAGACCAUCACGGUGCCCGUCAGCGGCAGCCCCAAGAUGAGCAGCAUCAUGCAGAGCAUCGCCAACUCCUUGCCACCCCACAUGUCCCCCGUCAAGAUUACCUUCACCAAACCAUCAACGCAGACAACCAACACCACGACCCAGAAGGUUAUCAUUGUGACCACCUCUCCUAGCUCCACCUUUGUCCCCAACAUCCUUUCCAAGUCUCACAACUACGCAGCUGUCACCAAGCUGGUCCCAACGUCCGUCAUCGCUUCGACCACCCAGAAGCAGCCGGUGGUGAUCACCGCUUCCCAGUCCUCUCUGGUUAGCAGCACCACCACCACCACUACUACUGGGGCUUGUUCCACUCCUUCCUCCGCUCCCAGCACAGUUGCUGUGACCACCGUGGUGUCGUCCACACCUUCUGUGGUUAUGUCAACAGUCGCACAAGGUGUCUGCACGUCGGCCAUUAAAGUGGCAUCAACCCGGCUGCCUUCUCCCAAGAGCCUGGUGGGGACACCCACCCAGAUCCUAGCACAGUUUCCCAAGCAGCAGCAGCAGCAGCUGUCACCCAAACAACAGCUACAGCAACAAGCGCAACAGCAGCAGCCGUUGACACAGGUGUCGCCCCAGCCGCAGCCCCAGCCUCCUCAGCAACAGCCCCCGCUGCCCCUGCCCCCGCCUCCUCAGCAGUCUCCUCUGCCACAAGGCAUCAAGCCCACCAUCCAGAUCAAACAGGAAUCAGGUGUCAAAAUAAUCACUCAGCAAGUUCAGCCCAGCAAAAUCCUGCCCAAGCCAGUCACGGCAACCUUGCCCAGUAGCAGCAGCUCCCCAAUCAUGGUGGUGAGCAGUAAUGGGACUAUCAUGACAACCAAACUGGUCACGGCCCCUGCUGGGACUCAAGCGACUUACUCCCGUCCAACAGUAAGUCCAUCUCUGGGUGCACGUAUGGCCGGUACUCCAGGUGCUGCUACUUACGUGAAGACCACCAGUGGCAGCAUCAUCACGGUGGUCCCCAAGUCAUUAGCCACACUGGGGGGCAAGAUCAUCAGCAGUAACAUUGUUUCCGGUAACUCCUUGAUGAAGACCUAUUUUCAACAAAAAGGGACUACAACCAAAAUUACAACGAUCCCUGUGACGUCUAAGCCCAACGUGAUCGUUGUGCAAAAAACGACAGGGAAGGGCACCACUAUCCAAGGACUUCCGGGCAAAAAUGUGGUCACGACGCUGCUGAACGCAGGGGGAGAGAAAACUAUCCAAGCUGUGCCAGCUGGGGCCAAACCAGCCAUCAUCACUGCCAGCAGGCCCAUUACCAAAAUGAUCGUCACUCAGCCAAAAGGGAUCGGCUCUGCCCUUCAGCCAGCCACCAAGAUCAUCCCAACCAAGAUUGUGUACGGACAGCAAGGAAAGACCCAGGUCUUGAUCAAGCCAAAGCCAGUCACCUUCCAGGCAACGGUUGUAAGUGAGCAGACGAGGCAGCUGGUCACAGAGACGCUGCAGCAGGCCUCCCGGGUGGUGGAGACGGGGAACGCUCUCCUGCCAGAGGUGAAAGAGGAGCCCCAGCCGUACACAGACAGCAGCUCCUCCUCAACAGAAUCCUCCCAGGGCUCCCAAGAUUCCCAGCCUGUGGUGCAUGUCAUCGCAUCCCGAAGUCAGGAUUGGUCAGAACACGAGAUUGCUGUGGAUUCCAGCCCGACCAUCAUCUACCAGGAUGUGUCCAGCGAAUCUCAGUCAGCAACGUCCACAAUCAAAGCAUUGUUGGAGCUCCAGCAGACCACAGUGAAGGAGAAGAUGGAGCCUAAGCCAAGGCAGCCCACGAUAGACCUGAGCCAGAUGGCGGUCCCGAUCCAAAUGGCCCAAGAGAAGCGCCAUUCUCCAGAGAGCCCCUCUAUUGCUGUUGUGGAGUCUGAGCUGGUUGCAGAGUAUAUCACCACCGACUCAGGAAGACAACACUGUAUUCCUUCACAUUCGGAAGAGUAUCUCCAAAACCACAUAGUGAGCCAUCGGUCCCAGCCCCACCAGCAAGCCUCCCAGCCCCAGCGCACCCUCCUCCAGCAUGUGGCCCAGUCGCAGACGGCCACCCAGACCUCGGUGGUGGUGAAGUCCAUUCCUGCCUCUUCCACGGGGGCCAUCACCCACAUCAUGCAGCAGGCUCUGAGCAGCCACACGGCCUUCACCAAGCACAGCGAGCAGCUCGGCACCAAAGAGGGGGAAGUGGAAGAAAUGGACCCGCUGAAUCCCCAGACGGGGCUUUUCUACCACUCGGCCUUGACGCAGGUGCAGAAGCAGCAGAAGCUGAAUCCACCCCAGCUGGAGCAGACGCAGCUGCAGGUCAAGACCCUCCAAUGCUUCCAGGCCAAACAGAAACAGACCAUCCACCUCCAGGCAGAUCAGCUCCCCCAUAAACUGCCCCAGAUGCCCCAGCUCUCCAUCCGUCACCAGAAGCUGGCCCCAUUGCAGCAGCAGCAGCAGCAAGAUCUGGGGCAGUCCAAACUGGACCCCCAGCCCGCUGCCCCUCACCACUCCAUUACCCGCGAGCGGCAGCUCCCCACCUUGGUGGCCCAACCCCAACAGACCGUGGUCCAGGUGCUGGCUGUCAAAACCACCCAGCAGCUGCCCAAGCUUCAGCAGGCGCCCACAGCACAAAAAAUCUACGUCCAGCCCCAGGGCCAGGUGCCCCUCCCGACUGUCUCCGAGAAGCAACCAGCAAGCCAGGUGAACCAGCCCAUAAUAACCCAAGGAUCCUCUGUUACAAAGAUAACUUUCGAAGGUCAUCAGCCGCCCACCGUGUCCAAGGUGGCCCCACCGCUCCCGAACCUCUUCCCUGCCCAGAUGCCCACAAAGGCAGCAGUGGCUGACAUUUUGAAAAUGUCCAUGAUGGAGGCUCAGAUUGACCCAGGUGUGGACCGUAUGCUAGUGGACUCCGUAAACAACAAGCCUUCUCCCCCCGGGAAUGUGCCAGGGGAAAUAGAACCAUCACCGGCCUCAGUGCUGAGGGUGGCUACGGUUGGGACAGGGGCCACCAUGGCCGCAUCCAUCCUCCAGCAGCCGAAGCGCUUGGACUCGGCUUUGAGCCCUUCGGGCAUUGGGCCGCUCAUGCCAGAGAGGAGACCCGCCCUUCCGGCACCGUCUGCAGCCAGCCAGUUCAUCCGUAUCCAGAAUAUCGCCCCAAAGAAAGCAGAGGAGAUCCCUGCAGAAAUCUUAAUCCAGACGAUCCCUCAGUAUUCUGUAGCAUGCCACUCCACGUCCAACGUGGUCGUGGAACCCAGCGGCCUUCUCGAGCUGAACAACUUCACCAGCCAGCGCCUCGACGAUGAGGAGACGGUGAUGGAGCAGGACGUGGACAGCAGCAAUGAAGACGGGACGGAGCCCAGCCCGACGCAGAGUUCAGAUCAGUCGUAGCCUCUCUGGGGCGCCAGGGUGCACUUUAGAAAAACAGCAACGAUGCCUUGGUUAUGCGUAGCCGAGACACCCGCGUAUUCUUCUUAACAAGCACUUUGCCCGUCGGAGGCUUUGGACUCGCCAAGCGCCAGUACAUUGACCAGACAGUGUUGGUCAGGCAGGGAUCACACAGAAGGAGGCCUUGCCCAUGUGCAGUGAGCGUAUGACCGUAGAAUGUAUUUUCUGUAAGCAAAGAAGACAAAGAACGUGAAGUGUUUUGUGGUAUUUUUAAAAGGCAUACUGAAGUUUUGUUUGCUGUGACAUUCAGGACUGGCUACUGAAACUUUCUUAAAAUGUAAAUGCAAAAAUAGGCGAUGCCUUUAUUAGACCGCUAAAAAAUCAUCAUACAGCUCACAAGCUUUCAUGGAUUAAAACACUUCAUCAAGCUUGUACCGGUGUGCGGAACUUGAUGUCCAAACAUUCAUGACAUGAUGGAUUUUGCCAGGCGUGUCUCCCUUAGUCAGGAGACUGGUUGCUGUUUUGGGGUUACAGCUUAGGCAUUUGUGGCUUGAGUGUAAGGAGUUCUCCAAACAAAGAAGCACCAGGCGGUGUCCCUUUUGAAGAAAGGUCAUAAAUGGGGGAAGUGGAUGUAUGCACAGUGGCCUGUGUUGCUUUGUUUGGAAAACUGCCUUACAAUACAUGUAAGAGAAACACACCUGGCCGUUUCCAGCAUCCGUCAUGCCAUGAACAUUUGGACUGGUACCAGCCUGAUGAAGUGGUGUUUUAAUCCACGAAAGCUCGUAUGAUGAUUUUUAGUGAUCUAUAAAGGUAUCGCCUAGUUUUGUAUUUUAUUUUGUUUGGACCAUACGGCUAACUCUUGCUUCGACAAAAC
Pogona vitticeps (central bearded dragon) is the source of this 5231-nucleotide messenger RNA. It is a transcript of the gene EMSY, whose product is annotated as EMSY transcriptional repressor, BRCA2 interacting. The record is from RefSeq and is a predicted model, not a curated record. Lineage: Eukaryota; Metazoa; Chordata; Lepidosauria; Squamata; Agamidae. Gene Ontology annotation, biological process: regulation of DNA-templated transcription. Gene Ontology annotation, cellular component: nucleoplasm.